Pestalotiopsis fici W106-1 is the source of this 1506-nucleotide messenger RNA. Its product is annotated as aldehyde dehydrogenase-like protein. The transcript has 3 exons. The record is from RefSeq and is a predicted model, not a curated record. Gene Ontology annotation, molecular function: oxidoreductase activity, acting on the aldehyde or oxo group of donors, NAD or NADP as acceptor. Lineage: Eukaryota; Fungi; Ascomycota; Sordariomycetes; Amphisphaeriales; Sporocadaceae. The coding region runs from base 1 to 1506 and encodes 501 amino acids.
AUGGCCGAUGGCAGCGCCGUGCAACUAACCGCCCCUAACGGGGUUACCUACCUGCAGCCAACCGACUUGUUCAUCGGUGGGCGUUGGGUCAAAUCCUCAAGUGGAAAAACAAUUGAAUCUAUAGAUCCAUCCACCGAGAAGGCUAUAGUAUCUGUGCAAGCAGCCUCGGAGCAUGAUGUAGACCAAGCCGUUCGCGCAGCUCGCAAAGCACUCAAGUCUCCCACAUGGCGGGACCUCCCAGGCACAGAACGGGGUCAAUUGCUCAACAAGCUUGCAGACCUCGUUGACGAGCACAAGGAGACUCUGGCCACAAUCGAGACCUGGGACAAUGGAAAGCCAUACUCGGUCUCGCUAAACGAGGAUAUGGGCGAGGUUGCAGGCACUCUCAGAUAUUAUGCGGGCUUUGCAGACAAGAUCUUUGGUCAAGUCAUUGAAACCACCCCAGAUAAGUUUGCAUACACAAUACGUGAGCCCAUUGGAGUAUGCGGGCAGAUCAUUCCCUGGAACUACCCAUUAGCCAUGGCGGCUUGGAAGCUCGGGCCUGCACUCGCCAGCGGUAAUACAGUGGUAUUAAAGCCAGCUGAACAAACGCCGCUUUCAGUCCUAUACUUUGCCAACCUCAUCACACAAGCCGGAUUCCCGCCCGGAGUGGUGAACAUCGUCAAUGGCUUUGGUGCCGAGGCCGGCAAGGCCCUUGCAUCCCACAUGGACGUUGACAAAAUCGCCUUUACAGGGUCAACAGCCACUGCAAAGGACAUCAUGAGGAUGGCAGCAUGCAACCUAAAGAACAUAACCCUCGAAACAGGUGGCAAGAGUCCGCUUGUCGUCUUUGACGACGCAGAGCUGGAAAACGCCGUGGAAUGGGCGCACGGCGGCAUCAUGUCCAACCAGGGCCAAAUCUGCACUGCUACAUCUCGCAUUCUCGUGCAAGACGGUAUAUACGAUCGCUUCCUUGCUGCUUUCAAGAAGCAGAUCCAGGAUGUCUCCAUUGUCGGCAAUCCCUUUGAUGAGAAGACAUUCCAAGGCCCCCAGGUUAGCAAAUCGCAGCUGAACCGCAUCAAAGACUAUGUCAGUAUUGGAAAAGCCGAGGGCGCAAAGCUCGAGUCGGGUGGUGACACUCCCGGCGAUGGCAAAGCAGGAUACUUUAUCCAACCCACCAUCUUUGCAGACGUCAAUCCUCAGAUGAGAAUCUUCCAAGAGGAAGUGUUUGGUCCAUUUGUGACGAUCAGCAGAUUUAGCUCUGAAGAGGAGGCAAUAGAGCUGUGCAACGGCACACAGUACGGCCUUGGCAGUGCAGUAUUCACCACCAACUUGACCAAGGCUCAUCGCGUUGCUCGUCGCAUCGAGGCGGGAAUGGUCUGGAUCAAUUCCAGCAACGAUAGUGAUUGGCGCAUUCCUUUUGGAGGCGUAAAGCAAAGUGGGAUUGGCAGAGAGCUUGGUGAGGCUGGUCUCGAGGCAUACUCGACGGUCAAGGCUGUGCAUGUUAACAUGAGGUCAAAGCUCUAG